CUUGCGUCGGAUAUACAGCUGUGUAGUCAGCUGCUUGUUAAAGCCUAAAAUAUCAGUUCUGCGUCUUCGUUUAUUCCUCCGGUUCCUGCUGACGCCCUUCCUUCGUCUUGUUCGAUCGUGACAUCUUCUCGCACACAGAACUCACACAGACACACAACCUUCACGAUGGGUGCUCUCGAUAGACUUUCUCAGCUGGGCAGCCAGAUCUCUGGCACUGCCUCCGCCGGUGGCAAGGCUAAGCUUCUCGAGAAGAACCCUGACGAUAUCGUCGUCACGGCAGCCCUCCGCACCGCCAUCUGCAAGGGCGGCAAGGGUUUCUUCAAGGACACAUUCGCCGCGGACCUCAUGGCCGGCGCCCUCAAGGGCAUCAUCGAGCGCUCCAAGAUCAACCCCGCACUCGUCCAGGAUAUCGCCGUCGGUACCGUGCUCGCCCCCGGCGGCGGUGCCACCGAGAUGCGCGCCGCCGCCCUGGUCGCCGGCUUCCCCGUCGAGACCGCCGUGCGCACCCUCAACCGCCAGUGCUCGUCGGGCCUGCAGGCCUGCGUCGACAUUGCCCACCAGAUCCGCAGCGGCAUGAUCGAGAUCGGCAUCGGCGCCGGCGUCGAGAGCAUGUCCACCCAGUACGGCCCCGGCGCCGUGUCCGAGUUCUCGGACCUCCUCGAGUCGUACCCCGAGGCCGCCAACUGCAAGGUGCCCAUGGGUGUGCUCUCGGAGCAGAUGGCCAAGGACCGCAACAUCACGCGCGCCAGCCAGGACGCCUUCGCUGCCGCCUCGUUCAAGAAGGCCGUCGACGCCCAGGCGGCCGGCCUCUUCAAGGAGGAGAUCCACCCGAUCAAGGUCAAGUACGAGGACCCCAAGUCGGGCGAGACCAAGGAGAUUGUCGUCGACCGCGACGACGGCAUCCGCCCGGGCGUCACGGUCGAGUCCCUCUCCAAGAUCCGGCCCGCCUUCGCCAAGGACGGCUCCAUCCACGCCGGCAACGCCAGCCAGGUCAGCGACGGCGCCGCCGCCGUGCUCAUGAUGAAGCGCUCCACCGCCGAGCGCCUCGGCCAGCCCAUCCUGGGCAAGUUCGUCGCCGCCUCCGUCGUCGGCGUCCCGCCCCUGCUCAUGGGCAUCGGCCCCUGGAAGGCCAUCCCCAAGGUCUUUGAGCUGACGGGCAUCACCAAGGAUGACGUCGACAUCUUCGAGAUCAACGAGGCCUUCGCCAGCCAGUGCCUGUGGUGCGCCAACGAGCUCGGCCUGCCCCAGGAGAAGAUCAACCCCAAGGGCGGCGCCAUCGCCUUUGGCCACCCGCUCGGCUGCACCGGCGCCCGCCAAGUCUCCACCCUGCUCUACGAGCUGAGGAGGAGGGGCCAGAAGAUUGGCGUCACGUCCAUGUGCGUCGGUACCGGCAUGGGUAUGGCUGCUGUGUGGGUUGCCGAGUAAAAAAAAGGAAGAAGAGAGAGCAGCCGGAAAGGGAAGAAAGAUGGAAAAAUGGAGAUUUUCUUGUAUACCUAAUCUCUUGUUCGUUUAUGACAUGACGGCUUGUGUAUUCUUAAGAGCAAUGCAUGCGGGUUUGGUCACCUGGGACAAUACACAUAUACAUAAGUUGAAGAACCCCAGAUUC
Molecule: messenger RNA, 1606 nt
Organism: Thermothelomyces thermophilus ATCC 42464
Lineage: Eukaryota; Fungi; Ascomycota; Sordariomycetes; Sordariales; Chaetomiaceae
Product: 3-ketoacyl-CoA thiolase
Exons: 3
Coding region: 166-1425 (419 amino acids)
Biological process (GO): fatty acid beta-oxidation; phenylacetate catabolic process
Cellular component (GO): peroxisome
Molecular function (GO): acetyl-CoA C-acyltransferase activity
Source: RefSeq, a predicted model, not a curated record